AUGCCUAAUAGGGCACCCAACACAUUGGUGAAGGGUCUGAAUGCACUCCAGAGCGUUGCCAGUCGGGAUGCCAAGGUCCCAGAACAGAAGCUGCACAGCAACCAGCAGUCCUUCAGCAAGUCUGCUCAAGUCACCAGCCACAGCUACCAAAAGAUGGUGCAGGGUCGGAGAGGACAGUCCAGCAAGCCCAGCAUCAAGGAGAUGGCCCUGUCUCCUACCUUACAUAAGACCUCAUCAUGUGAUGAAGCAAAGGAUGUUCCCAAUCUUAUUGACACUAGCUUUACAUCCCAAGCGCAGAAAUUGCGAAAGGCGUUCCUCAUGCGUCCUGGCUGCCCCCAGUUUAGCACCAAGUCCACAUCCAUGUCUCAGUAUGGGCACCUCCUGUUCUUCAGUAAGAGUGACUGUGAGUUCAGUUACCUGCAAAGGAGGAGCAAAUCCCAGACAAUGACCCUGGUGCCCGGCAGCACACUCCCAGACCAGAUCGACCCAAGAAAGAAGAUGCCCUGGUAUAUCUCGGUCAUCCACGAGAAGGACAACUGCCUGUUCAUGCUGGGUGAGGAAGUCCGGCGCCUGUCAGAGCUGGAGGCACAGAGCCAGAAGAAAGACCAGGAGAUCUUGGUGCUGCAGGAGGAGAGAGAGGCCCUGAGGAAGCAGCUGAAAUGCCUGCUCGUAGGCAAAGUCUGGGAGACACACAUGUCACCAGGCCUGCAAGACAGCGCAUCCCCCUGCCCAGAUGUGGAGCAGCUGCUGACCCCCUCCAAGGAGGACGGGUCGCAGCAGUACAUCUCACUGGAGAAGCUUCGGGAGCAGUUUGAAGCCCUGAGUGCCCACAUGGACCCCCAGCAGAAGCGGCUGCCAGAGUUGCUGGCCAAAUCUGGGAGCGUGAGCCUCCAGCAGGGUGUCUUCGCGGGCGAUGAGGAGGAGCUGCGGUUGCUGCGCUGGAUGCGGGUGCGCAGGCGCUGGGUGUGGGUGCGCAGGCGCUGGGUGCAGGAGGACUACAUGGUGGCAGAGAAGGGCAAGGACCUGGAAGGAGUAGGAGGAGGCAAGGAGGAAGCGAAGCUAUCGAGUGCUGCCGAGGGGUCAGAGAGGGUGGGUGCAAAGGAGGUUGUGCAAAAGAAGGGGGCUGAACAGAAGGAAGUGUAUGAGGAAAAGGAGGAGGUUGAGGAGAAGGAAGAGGAGGUGGUAGUGGAAGAAGAGCAGGAUGAGGAAGGCGAAGAAGAGGUCCAGAGGAGGAAGACAUACUCUCUGGAUGAGGCAUUUGAGGAUGAGCUAAUGGCCAGGCUGGAGGAGUAUGAGCAGGUGGUCCAGGAGAUCCAGUAUGACCUGGAGAUCACCAGGAGCAGAUACUUGCUGGCAACAGGAGCAAUUACAUCUUUGCAAAGACAAGUGGAUUUUCAAGAGUCCCAGCUGAAAAAGAUCAACACAGAGAACGAGAAGCUGCAGAAGGAGCUGCGAGAGAGGAAGCAGCAGCUGCAGGCCAUGUCCAACAAGUUCUCCAACCUCCGAGAAGGCAGGAAACAUGAAGAAAUGAUGGGGCUCAUCGAGAAGGACAACCUUCUCCUCCGACAGAAAGUCAUCUCAGAGAGAAAUGACUACUACAACCAGUUGAAGCAGAAAGGAGUGAAAGUCCCACCCAUGAACCAAUCCGAUGGCCUAUACUCCUCGACUGGCAAAUCCAAGAAAGCGACUUCCAAAGCUCAGCCAGGCGUCGGGUUGCCCCCCCACCCUCGGCCCUGCAGCCAACCCUACGCCCCGCAGAGGCCGGCUCCUCGAGGAUGCUUCAUUGACUCCAUCAGAGGCCUCCGGCCACCUUUCCGGAUUCAGCCCGGAAUGCCAAGUGGCUCCUGUAACCUCAUUUCUGCCUUCGAGCCCCGGUUCCCCGACGCUCAGCGCGGAACUGCAGUGCAAGGAGGUCCCUCGGGGAUUCGGGGGUUUAGGCUCGCUUCUGCGGGUUUCGGGUCUCUGGGAGCGGCGCCUUCUUGCAGGCCCCACCCCCUGCAGCAGGCUGACUUGCCCGAGGUCUCGGAGGGCUAG
Orycteropus afer afer is the source of this 2034-nucleotide messenger RNA. The record is from RefSeq and is a predicted model, not a curated record. NCBI's taxonomy places the organism in Eukaryota, Metazoa, Chordata, Mammalia, Tubulidentata, Orycteropodidae.